AUGGCUGCAGGAACAACGGCAGACGCACCCGACUUCAAAUCCCCAAUCACGACUUACACCAGAAUCGAGCGGCACGUAGAGGGAAAACUCCCAUUCGAAAUGUUACGCCACGAAUCAAGUUGUCGCAGCGUGCCGCCACGGGGUGUAUUCUCAGCAAGUCCUGUGCAUGAUCCGUAG
This is a messenger RNA of Alternaria burnsii, 177 nucleotides long. RefSeq lists its product as uncharacterized. The record is from RefSeq and is a predicted model, not a curated record. NCBI's taxonomy places the organism in Eukaryota, Fungi, Ascomycota, Dothideomycetes, Pleosporales, Pleosporaceae. The transcript is spliced from 2 exons. The coding region runs from base 1 to 177 and encodes 58 amino acids.